Messenger RNA from Ananas comosus (pineapple), 763 nucleotides. Its product is annotated as heavy metal-associated isoprenylated plant protein 28-like. NCBI's taxonomy places the organism in Eukaryota, Viridiplantae, Streptophyta, Magnoliopsida, Poales, Bromeliaceae. The record is from RefSeq and is a predicted model, not a curated record. Gene Ontology annotation, molecular function: metal ion binding. The transcript is spliced from 3 exons. The coding region runs from base 145 to 603 and encodes 152 amino acids.
CUUUCUCUCUCUCUCUCUAUAUAUAUAUAUACAUGUGUAGUGUAUAGCAUGGCACAUAUAUAACAAAAUUACUACUACUCAUCAAUAGAAGAGUAACACUACUGAGGAAGUGAUAUUAGAAAGAGUAGUUGAUAACAUAAUAAGAUGACGUCGAUCGUCGAGAUUUGCGUUCAUAUGGACUGCGCCGGAUGCGAGAGCAAGAUACGGAAGGCGAUUCGGAAGCUCGAAGGAGUGGAUUCUGUGGAGAUAGACAUGGGGCAACAGAAGGUCACGGUCACCGGAUGGAUCGACCAGAAGAAGGUGCUCAAGGCCGUCAGAAAGACCGGGAGGCGGGCGGUGUUUUGGCCGUACCCUUACAUCGGGGAUCAGUUCACGCCGCAACAGUACUAUCAUCGCGAUCACCAUCCAGCUCUAGCUCGAAGCUACGUCGCGAGCCCCUCCUCCUCCUCCUCCUCCUCCUCCUACAACUACUACAACCACGGCUACGACGACGAUUCCCACAUGUAUGGGUACCACAAUUCGCCUGCGCACGCAGGGAUUGUUGGCGAGAGGGCCAGCGAUGUGUUUAGCGAUGAGAACGCGCACGGAUGUUCUAUUAUGUAAUAGAUAUACGAUCACAAGUAGUUUGCGAUGCUUGUUGAACCGUGAUUUUAUAUUUUAGAUUAUGAGAUAUGACAAAUGAACGAUUCGAAUGCACUUUGUAUCUAUGUAAGUAUAUGAAUAUUUUAUUGGGAAUAUAUAUAUAUUUUUUAACUUCACACUC